AUGGCCUCUCCUUCGUUGAAACGUUCGUCCAGCUCUUCGAGCAUCGCCUCCGACUUUGAGAUCCUCAACCUCUCGGACACCGAACCAGAGCAAGGGACCGCUGAAGACGUGUUCGUCGAGGUGCCCAUUAAACUUGCGUUAACCGGAGAGUGGAAGUUGAUCUCGAUGGAGGAUAAGGACAAGAUGAAUUCUAUGGUUAAAUUGCUGUGCAAAGAGCUUCAACGGCCACUCCAACACUUUCAGUUCCUCGGGAAUGUGAUGAAAAGAUCGGUGCCGAAGGACGGAAGGCUCACCGAAUCCUUGUACUCGACGCUGGACAAGAAGGUGGAGCAGGGAGCGUUCACUUACUCCAUGUUCAUCGAGGACAAUCGUUUGAUCAGCGAGAAAGUGUGCUCUCCGACUGGGCAACUGGCCGUUCGCACCAAGAUCUUCGUGGUCGAAGGGCUUCUCUACAACGAGACCUCAUUCUCGGGCCGCACGUUCACAACGGUCUUCGAGAAGAUGCCCGAAGACAAGCGGAUUCAGUCGACGAUCGUCGGAGAAUGGAAGAUGGUCUCUGCGUCUCCCAACUUCGAACGGUGGCACGAGGAGAGAGGAGAGACGAGCGACGACAUCCAGCUCCACAAGUUCGGAGCCCUUUGCUACGAGACCGAUGGCGCCGACACGUUCACCAACUACUAUCGGACUGACGGAGAGAUCCUCGAUAUGGACACGGAGGUUCUGCACAAGGAGGAGCUCAUCGAAGGUUUGUUGUGGUGCACGAGAGUGGAUCGCAACCGACUGAUCGCCGUGGGAAUGGACGAGAAGACGCGGCAGCAGAAGCAUUGCAUCGAAAGAUUCAUCGUCGACGGACAGCUUCAUAUCGUCGAGACCGGAGAGAAUGAGGACAUGGUUUCGACUGUCUACAAACGAGUUUGA
This is a messenger RNA of Caenorhabditis sp. 36 PRJEB53466, 918 nucleotides long. NCBI's taxonomy places the organism in Eukaryota, Metazoa, Nematoda, Chromadorea, Rhabditida, Rhabditidae. The record is from the annotation of a GenBank genome assembly.